Molecule: messenger RNA, 603 nt
Organism: Acanthosepion pharaonis
Lineage: Eukaryota; Metazoa; Mollusca; Cephalopoda; Sepiida; Sepiidae
Source: the annotation of a GenBank genome assembly
AUGCCAUCAUCCCGGUAUGUUUAUGUAUCUGUUUAUCUCAAGAUAUACAUAUCUAUUGAUAUAUCAUCGACUAAUCAGUUUUCUCUUUUGAAUCUAUCUAUCUAUCUAUCUAUCUAUCUAUCUAUCUAUCUAUCUAUCUAUCUAUCUGUUUACUUGUUCCAUUCUCUCACUAUCUUAUCUAGUUCAUAUCUAUCUCAGUUCAUAUCUAUCUAUUCUACAUUUAUCUAUCUAUCUCAUUUCAUUCUUAUCUAUCGAUCUAUCUUCAUUUUAUAUCUAUACAACUAUCUAAGUUCAUAUCUGUCUAUCUAUCUAUCUAUCUAUCUAUCUAUCUAUCUAUUUUUGCCCUAUUUUAAUAGGCCUUUAAAGACACUUAAACACUUUAUCAUUUUCUCAGGCAUUGAGGCCAGGUCCUUCUUCUUUUUUCUCCUCCUCCUCUUCUUCUUCUUCUUCCCUCCUCCUCCUCCUCUUCUUCUUCCUCUUCUUUUUCUUCCUCUUCUUCCGCUCCGUCUUCUUCUUCUUUCUCCUCCUUUUCUUCUUCUUCUUCCUCCUCUUUCUUCUACUUCUUCUUCUUCUUCUUCAACGAGUCACAUUCCUGGAGGUUAG